UUUCUUGUUGUUUCGAACACGAGCAGACGUGCUCGCGCACCUCUGCCGGAAAAUAAUCCAAUAAAUGUGCAAGAAAUUCGGUUUCGACUGCAAACCAACGAGUGCGGAACACUUUCCACGACGCAUUCGCACAUUUUCAAGCCCGGAUGCCGUGUAGAGAUGGUGAUAUCUUGUGAUUAAAAUUCUCCCCGUCUGAGAUGUCUCAAACAUGAAUGAAGGUAAUUCAGCAGGAGGGGGGCAUGAAGGGCUCAGCCCGGCCCCUCCUGCUGUGCCAGACCGCGUAACUCCACAUUCAACGGAAAUUUCAGUUGCCACAGCCAAAACCACGACCACGACAGGAGCAGGAUCAGCAGGAGCAGCCUUGCCGGCCACCCGCCAUCACCAUCAUAUUGCGACCCAAGCAAAGGGAAUCGCCAGCAGCAGCAGCAGUAGCAAACAGAAGCAACUGGCCAGUGCGCAGCUGCCUGUGCCGCUGUCGCCCUUGCCGCAACAACAACAGCAAACGACAGAGGCAACGGCAGCAGCAGCAGUAGCACCACCCGCCCACUCCAAUCUAUCAGCCGCAUCCAGCACCAUCAGCACCAUAGAAGCCUCCGCUUCACCGCCGCAGGCCAAGCGUCAGCGUUUGGACAACAACGAGGACCGGACGAGCGCCACCAGCAUUGUUGGAACAGCCGGGAGCAGCAACAUUGUGGGCUCCCUGCUGCCGGCAUCAGUGGCCUCCAGCAGCGAGGUCGGCGGGCUUUCAUCCACGGCCCUGCAGGACCUGAAUGCCCUGAAGAAGCGCAUACUUCAGCAGAAAUUGCAGAUCUUGCGUAACCUUAAGGAACGGCAUCUUGAAAAUGUGUCCGAAUACUUUUACCUACAAAACGGAGGCAGUAUGAUGGACUACCCCGCGUGGCGCAAGAAGACACCAACCCCGCAGUUCAUCAGCUACAGCAAUGCGAAUCGUAUAGAUCAGCUGAUACAGGAGGACAAGCCGAGCACAUCAGCAGCAGCAGCAGCUGCGGCCCAGAAUCAGACACAGAAGUACACCACCCAACAGCCAGCCACUGCGGAGACGUCAGUGGUCAGCGGGAUCAGUACAGGAACAACAACAGCACCAUUGGAUGGCAACAUCAGCAAUAACACAGUGAAAACGAAUUCGCAAUCUCAAGUGCCAAGCAAGAUUGGCAGCAACACAACCUUAACACCCGCAACAACAGCAAGCAACACGAACAACACAGUCCUACCAGGAACAGCUGCAAGUGCCACCGCAAACACCACAACUGGGAGUUCGGUCGAAGCGAGUGGUAAUGUCCUGCCACUGGAGGCGGAGAUCAAAAUCCCAGCCGUUGGAGCCACACCGGUGGCCAUUUCGACAAAGCUACCCGCUGCCGUUGUCCAGCUAACGCAACAAGGUCACAUACCCGGUAGACCUUUAGGAGGUCGUCACGGUAUGGUCUUCGGUCAGAUACCCGCUCCUCCUGCUGCCGUAGGAAAUCCUUCUGUACCUUUGGUGCCAGGUGGCACUCCGCUGUUACCCGUGGGAUCUACUACCCUACGGCGUCCUCAAGGUCAGAACAAUGCCGCAAGCGGAUCCUCCGCGGCAUCUGGAGGAGGAGGAAGCGGUACACCCACACCGCUCUACACGGGUAAUGGCCCAGCAGCGCUGGGCGGAAGCGGAGCCCUCACGCCUGGCACUCCCACUUCCGGCAGCCUGCUCAGCCCUGCGUUGGCCGGAGGCUCUGGCACGCCAAACAGCGCGGCGCAGGAGUUCUCCUUUAAGGCCAAGCAGGAGGUGUACGUGAUGCAGCGUAUUACGGAACUACAGCGAGAGGGAUUAUGGACUGAGCGGCGAUUGCCCAAGCUGCAGGAGCCCAGCCGACCCAAGGCGCACUGGGACUACCUCCUCGAGGAGAUGGUCUGGCUGGCGGCUGACUUUGCACAGGAACGCAAGUGGAAGAAAAACGCAGCCAAGAAGUGCGCCAAGAUGGUGCAGAAGUAUUUCCAGGAUAAGGCCACCGCCGCCCAAAGGGCGGAAAAGGCCCAGGAGCUGCAGCUCAAGCGUGUGGCCUCAUUCAUUGCGCGCGAGGUAAAGAGCUUUUGGUCAAAUGUCGAGAAACUGGUCGAGUACAAGCACCAAACCAAGAUCGAGGAGAAGCGCAAGCAGGCUCUAGACCAGCAUCUCAGCUUUAUUGUGGACCAGACGGAAAAGUUCUCGCAGCAGUUGGCCGAGGGAAUGAACAAGAGUGUGGUGGACACGCCAAGUCUCAAUUCCAGCCGUCUUACAUCUCCGAAACGGGAGUCCGAUGAUGACUUUCGACCGGAGUCUGGUUCCGAAGACGAUGAGGAGACUAUUGCCAAGGCCGAAGAAGAAGCAGCCGAUGUUAAAGACGAGGUGACGGCUUUGGCCAAGGAGUCUGAGAUGGACUUUGAUGACUUCCUUAAUGAUCUGCCCCCUGGCUAUCUGGAGAAUCGUGAUAAGCUUCUGAAAGAAGAGCAGAGCUCAGCUAUAAAAACUGAAACUCCUGAUGACAGCGACGACAGUGAGUUCGAGGCAAAGGAAGCCAGCGAUGAUGACGAGAAUACUAUCAGCAAGCAGGAAGAGGCCGAGCAGGAAGUCGACCACAAAAAAGAGAUCGAUGAACUAGAGGCCGACAAUGAUCUCUCAGUGGAGCAGUUGCUAGCGAAAUACAAGUCGUCCAGAGUCAGUGACCAGCCUCCCAGUCCAAAGCGGCGCAAGCUGGAGCCUCGUGACCCUGAGCUGGACUCUGAUGAUGAUUCAACGGCUGUUGAUGAAUCCACUGACGAAAGCGAAGAGGAAGCCACCGAGGAUGAAGAAGAUCUGUCCACAAUUAAAACUGAUACGGAUAUGGAGGAGCAGGAGGAACACGAUGACGGCCUUAAGAGUCUGCUUGCGGAUGCCGAAGCAACUGAAGGAGCUGCUAGCAGCGGAACAACUGCAGGAGCAAGCGGCAACAAGGAUGAUAUGCUUAACGAUGCAGCUGCAUUGGCCGAGAGUCUUCAGCCCAAGGGCAACACCUUGUCCUCUACUAAUGUGGUUACCCCAGUGCCCUUCCUGCUAAAGCACUCUCUGCGUGAGUACCAGCAUAUCGGACUCGAUUGGCUGGUCACCAUGAACGAGCGCAAGCUAAAUGGCAUCCUGGCCGAUGAGAUGGGCCUGGGCAAGACCAUUCAAACCAUCGCUCUUUUGGCCCACCUUGCCUGUGCCAGGGGCAACUGGGGACCUCACCUGAUUGUGGUGCCUUCGUCUGUGAUGCUUAACUGGGAAAUGGAGUUCAAGAAGUGGUGUCCCGGCUUCAAAAUACUCACCUAUUACGGCUCUCAAAAGGAGCGCAAGCUUAAGCGCGUGGGCUGGACAAAGCCCAAUGCCUUCCAUGUGUGCAUCACGUCAUACAAGCUGGUGGUGCAAGAUCAACAGAGCUUUCGCCGCAAAAAGUGGAAAUACCUUAUCCUGGAUGAAGCACAGAAUAUUAAGAACUUCAAGUCCCAACGUUGGCAGCUGCUACUUAACUUUUCCACAGAGAGGCGUCUGUUGUUGACUGGAACCCCACUGCAGAACGAUCUGAUGGAACUGUGGUCCUUGAUGCACUUCCUCAUGCCUUAUGUGUUUUCAUCGCACCGCGAGUUCAAGGAGUGGUUUUCCAACCCAAUGACGGGCAUGAUUGAAGGCAACAUGGAGUACAACGAGACAUUGAUAACGCGUUUGCACAAGGUGAUUCGUCCGUUCCUACUUCGACGCCUCAAGAAGGAGGUUGAAAAACAAAUGCCAAAGAAGUACGAGCAUGUGGUCAUGUGCCGUCUGUCGAAUCGCCAGCGCUAUCUGUACGAGGAUUUCAUGAGUCGCUCCAAAACAAGGGAAACCCUGCAAACCGGUAACUUGCUGAGUGUGAUUAAUGUUCUGAUGCAGCUGCGAAAGGUGUGCAAUCACCCGAAUAUGUUUGAAGUGCGUCCUACAAUCUCGCCAUUUCAAAUGGAGGGCAUUACAUUCCACACGCCGCGUCUUGUGUGCGACAUAAUGGAGUAUGAUCCGUUCACGCAAAUCAACCUAGAGACUGUUAACCUUUUGCUGUUGCAUCUGGAGCAAACUAUGACCGCCUACGUCUCGCACAAAUCCCGCCUGCUCGCCCCGCCUCGCAAAUUUAUCGAGGAGAUCGAUACAGCUCCGCAACCAGCUCCCCGCUGUCCCAACGGCAAAUACCGCUUCCACAUCCGUGUACGCAGUGCUGAGCUUGCGCAGCGCAUCAAGUUGAAUGCGGUGAAAAUAGGAGCCAGUCCUGCCAUGCGCUUGGAGGGCUCUAAAAUUGUGCCAAUGCGCAGUUUGCUACCAAGUGGUAGGGUUCUCAAACGGGUCAGUGCCUCCAUUAACCCUGUGAAUAUGGCUUUGAAACCAGUGGUGAUCAACAGUGUGGUGACAACAGCGUCAUCAACUGCAGCGUCUUCUCCCACUGGAGCCUUAAGUGUGCUUAGCAACUCCAAGUUGCUGGGCGCACGCUCGCAAAUAAACGCACCAACGCCCGCCAAAGUGGCAAAGACGAUGCAAGACGGAAAGCCAUUUUUCUACCUCACACCGGCGACAAAUUCGGGAGCAGCUGGAGCUCGUCUCACCUUAACAAGUAAAACCACAGCCAUGUCGGCGACGACGAUAUCUGGAACAACAGUCACCGCAGCCACUUCUAAUGCGCAGCCACUAAUAAGGGAUCCCAUUGUGAAAGAUCUAGCCUCGCAUGUAAAAAGCACAGCACAGAAGCAAAGCAUUGCCAAUGGAAAAACUGAGCCCGAGGAGGAAACUGAGACCGAGGAUCCCUACAAGGUGCAGGAGCUGAUUCAGAUGCGUAAGGAGCAGCGAUUGGCCUCGCUGAAACGUAUGGCUAUGAUAAAUCGGCGGCGUACCGAUGCCACUCCCAUAUAUGGCGAAGAUUGUCGCAGAGCUUUGCAGCGUUGUAUGCAGGCGACACGAUCGCUAAAGCGAUCCACCUGGCAGACACGUGGCUACUCAAAUUGCUGCACGGCCAUGUCGCGCCGGGAUGGUUGGUCACUGAACCAUUUGCUAAAGAGCUGGGAAGAGAGAUGUGUGGAUCUGAAUCCACUGUUUGCUAAUUUUGUGAUCUAUGUUCCUCCCGUGUGUGCGCCGCGAAUCCGUCGCUAUGUACAGAAUCUUGCAUCGACGCACUGGCAGUGUGAGCGUAAGAUCGAAAAUACUGUGGGUCAGGCCCUGUUGCCAAAGUUGGCCUUGCUGCAUCCAAUAAUUUCGGCAAUGACCACUCAGUUCCCGGAUCCGCGUCUCAUUCAGUACGACUGUGGCAAGCUCCAGACCAUGGAUCGAUUGCUGCGGCAGCUUAAGUUUGAGGGGCAUCGUGUUCUGAUAUUCACCCAGAUGACCAAGAUGUUGGAUGUCUUAGAAGCUUUCCUGAACUACCACGGCCACAUCUAUUUGCGUUUGGAUGGUUCUACGCGGGUGGAGCAGCGCCAAAUUCUUAUGGAGCGCUUUAAUGGAGACAAACGAAUUUUCUGUUUUAUCCUCUCCACGCGGUCCGGUGGAGUGGGCAUCAAUCUGACGGGUGCCGAUACUGUGAUCUUUUACGACUCGGACUGGAAUCCCACAAUGGAUGCGCAGGCCCAGGAUCGAUGCCAUCGAAUUGGCCAGACGCGAGAUGUACACAUCUACCGACUGGUUUCCGAAAAAACCAUAGAAGUAAACAUCCUCAAAAAGGCAAACCAAAAGCGAAUGCUUAGCGACAUGGCCAUCGAGGGUGGCAACUUCACCACAACAUUCUUCAAGAGUUCCACUAUCAAGGAUUUGUUUACGAUGGAACAGAACGAGCAGGACGAGACUAGCCAGGAGAAGCCGGAAGAUAAAGAUAAAAUUGUGGCUACAACAACGCUUGUGAACACGCCGACGACGGUGGUGGAGACAGAGAAACAGUCUCUGCGCGCCUUCGAGCAUGCUUUGGCCGCCGCCGAGGACGAGCAGGAUGUGCAGGCCACGAGGACAGCAAAGGCAGAGGUGGCCGCAGAUCUGGCAGAGUUUGACGAGAACAUUCCUAUUGCAACGGAGGAGGCGAAUGCAGAGGGAGGUCCACAAGUGGAACUCAGCAAGGCCGAUCUGGAGAUGCAGAACCUGGUCAAACAGCUCUCACCUAUCGAGCGAUAUGCCAUGCGCUUUGUGGAAGCCACUGGAGCAGCGUGGACAGCGGAACAGUUGCGAGCUGCGGAGGCCGAAUUGGAAGCCCAAAAACGAGAGUGGGAGGCCAAUCGGUUGGCGGCCAUGCACAAGGAGGAGGAGCUGCUUAAGCAGGAAUCGGAACCCGACGAGAUGCUUACCUACAGUCGCAAGGACUCGAGUAAUCAGGUCUGGAUAUCGCGCAACACAAUGGAACAGAUGCCGAUGUGGUGUCCCCCAACGCCGCCGCAGGAUAACGAUAAUGAUAUCUAUAUCGACUAUUCGCUGUCGUUCAUGUACGAUCUGGAACCCAUUGCGGAGACGGAUCUGCCGCCAGUUUACGUGCGCAAGGAGCACAAGCGUUCGCGGACGGAUGCUGGCUACGAUGGUAGUAGAAGGCCCAACAAAAUGCGUCGGGAGGAUAACUACGUGCCUCCCAGAUCGCUAUUCGAUCGACCAACCCCACAGCUGGCUCGUCUGCGUCGCGAGUUGAAGAGCCAGCGUUUCCGCGGAAGCUUUAAGCCUAACAUGCCGAUUCCAGGGCUGAAACCUCAACUGCCGACCAAACCUCUUACCGAACCGGAGGCCAUGGCCGAGUGGUGUGUCUUCGAGGACAUGGCCAUUCUGCACGUGCUUGUGAAUCUGCAAGGAUUGCCGUGCAGCUUAAUGCUGCUCUCACCGGGUCAAACACCCAACUGGGACCUCGUCUCCGAAAUGGUUAACUUCUGCUCAAAAACCUACCGCUCGGCGAGACAGUGUCGCUGGAGAUACGAGACACACAUUCAGCCGAGAGAGGAAGGCAAGGUGGUGGAGAGUCCCAAGAAGCAGAAGAAGCUUAAGCCCACUCUGCGCACUGAGUACCUGAAGAGUCCGUUGCGAUAUUUGCGUACCACCCAGCUGUACGUGAGCGAUAACAACGCCUCGUUUUACAAAACAAUGCGGUCCCGCUUCGACAGCAUUAAGACGGCUUACCUGAAGAAGGCACCGCCACCAAAGCGCCAGUUUAGUGCUCCCAGCCUGAUGAAUCCCAAGCACAUGGAGGUGUUGCAGGAGUUCGGCAUCCAGAACUAUGAUCAACCGGUGUCGCCGCAAAACAUUGCGGCUAUGAAGGCGAAUAAGAUGCGGGAGAAGCAGCGGGGACAGCCAAUGCCCCAGCCUCCUGUUGGCGUGGGAGUGGUGCAGCAAGUCCAGCCCCAAGCGCAGCAGCAGCAACAACCUGCACCACCUCCGCCGCAGCAACAGCAGCCGCAACAAGUGGUCCAGCAGGUGCAACAGCAGCAGCAGCCACAGCAGGUGGUGCAGCAACAACUGCCCACUGUUCCAACCGUUCAACAGACCCUGCCCGUUCAACAGACCGUGGAGCUAGUGCAGCAGCAGCAAACCAGUGCUACAACAACGAUGGCUGUGCCAGCCGCUGGUCAGUUGCAACAGCUGCAGAUCCAGCAUUUGACCAGUUCCAAUGUCUCACCCGGUCAGCAGACCGCCAUCCUGCUCCACCAGCCACAGCAGCAGUUGCGUACACAUCCUGGCCAGGCAGGACAGACCACCACCCAACAGCUGGUCAAGACUAUAGUAGGCACAUCGUCCAGCCUGACGGCGGGUCAGUUGCAACAGCUGGCUCAACAGUCUGCAGCCGCUUCUGGUGGGCAGUCCAGUGUGAGUGUCGUUUUAACGACUCCUGUUCAGAGUCUUCCGGCAGUGGUGCAACCACAGAUCGGCUCCGGUGCCCAGAUCGUGUCCAUCUCGUCGCAGACGCUGCCGGUAAACAGUUCCCCUCAGCUGGGAAGCAUUGUGCAAACGCAAUCGCUGCCGCAGGUCGUUUCCGUUAGCACCCUGCCCACGGUGGGCACUGUGCUGACCACCACUGCGGGUCAGCAGCAACAACAGCACCAGACCACGACUGUAACCACUCUGAACACGGCCAUGUUGCGUGGACAGCGGAUUGUGUCGACAGCUGCAGGGAAUACACUUCAACAGCGCACCACAGGCGGUGUUCAGUCGAUUGUUUCCAUGCCAAACUUGGGGCAAGGCGUGAGUCCGGCACAGUUCCAGACUCAGCUCCGUUUGGCAACUGUUCCCACGUCUCCAGCCACUCAGACCACCCAGCUGGUUACCACAAAGGGAAUUCCGGUGAGUGCACUGCAGCAGGGAGGAAAGACCACGGUGAUACCCGGUACUCAGCAAUCGGGAGGCGCACACAUUCAACUCUACCGUCAGCGCAGCUUGAAGGUGCUGCAGACAACGACCCAGGCGGUGGCCGGCGGAGCUGGCGGAUCUGGCGGAGCCACUGCUAAUCUAGUGCAAGCAGGCGGUACUAUAAUCCAGGCCAGCAACAUGGGUACGCACGUGACCAGCCAAAAAGUGGCCGUUUCAGGAAUGCCGGGUACAUCCACCACCGUGCAAUCGGGCAACGUGGUCAGCAGCGUGCAAAUGCAUGGACAGGCCAGGACGCAAUUCAUCAAGCAGAUGGCGGCCGGAAAGCAGCAACUGCAGCGCCAAGUUGUUUCCGCGGACGGAACAACCACCACUACUGGAGCCGGGGAUAUGUUGCUGGUUAAGCGGCACAAUAUUCUAGCCGCCCAAAAGGCGCAGCAGGCGUCUGGAGCGCUGUUUACCAACACGACUGCCCAGCAGCAACAGCAGCAGGGACAACUCCCCGUGGCCGGUCAACCGCAGCAGGUUACGCAGCAACAGAUCGCAUCCCUGGUUAAAGCUUCUACGGCGGCAGCGGCCAGCGGAAGCAGUGUUAAUGCUGGCGGUGUUACCGUGUCGGCAACAAAUCCCACUGUCCAGGCGGGAAGCGUAAAUAUGACGCUGCCCCAGUUGAAACCAGGCAGCCAAAUCAAGGUGACCAUGCCCAACCAGAUGCGUCACCUGCAAAUGCAGCAGCAGCUGACGAUGCCGCGAAAGAUUAGCCGAAUGACGCAGCUGGUCAGUGCCAGCGGUCAGCCCACGGCCACUAACAUAGUGACGACCACUGGUCCCCAGCAGCAGCAACAGCAGCAAGGAGUUAGUGUUUCUGGCGGCGGUACCUUGCCCACAGUUGCUGCCCAGCAGCAACAACAACAGCAUCAGCAAAAGGUUGGUGGUGGAAACAGUGUCCAGGCACAAUUGCUGCACAUCCAGAACACCAAGGCUCUGCCGAAUUCCGUGACUGUUCAGCAGAUCCAGCAGGUGAUGCGGAGUGGCCAGCAGGGCACAUUGGCCACCACCAAUCUGGUAUUGGGUAAGACAAGCGUGGGGCGGGUGAUUCCCGUGUCGGUGGCAUCUCAGGCCAACCAGCGUCAGACGAUUCAGGUUGUUUCAGCUGCCUCUGCUCAGGCCUUGGCUGCUGGAAACCUGCGCACACAUGUCGCUGGUCCGAGCAUCGCCAGUGCCCUGAAAGUGGCCGCCUCUGGAGGAGCUGGAGGCCAGACUACGCAGCAGACGCUGAUUGCUGCUCUUCAGCAUAAUCAGCGUCAGAACGCCAGUCCGGUCCGCUUACAGACCACCUCGGGUAGCAAUCUCCUGGCUGUUGUGCAGCAGCAACAGCAGCAGCAGCACACGAGCAUUGCAGGACCCACAGCUGGUCCGGCGGAGGUGAUGACCAUCACGCAGACGACCACCACAUUGCCAACAGUGGGCAGCCUGCAGCAGCAACAGCAGCAGCAACAACAGCAGCAACAGCAACAACAGCAGCAACAACAACAGCAGCAACAACAACAGCAGCAGCAGCAGCAACAGGGCGGACUGUCGCAGACCACAACGCAACAGGUACGCAAGCUGGUGCAGAAAAAGAUCCUGAUACGCAGCGAGAAAGAAUAACGCUCGAGCAGGGCCGCCAGACCACGUCACCGGCGGAGCAUCUCGAGCAUCACCCCUACUGCCACCGCCACUGCCACCUACAACACACAAAUUCAGAUUCAAACCCCACAACCACCACAAAAUCAAACACCUUCAAUUCAGUCAAAAGCCAAACAAUAUGAUCCUUUCGAAUUUCAAGAUCAAACAAAUUUCAAUAGCUCAUCCCACGCCGAUCCUCAUGCAUUCAAUCAGUCAGUCAGUCAAUCAGCCAGUCAUUGCUAAAUUGAUCUCAAUUUCUGUCGAUUGGUUUUGCAGCCAUGAGCGAACCGCUCUGGAGGAUGAUGAGCUGCAGGUGGACGCUGAAGAUGCCGACGAUGAUCGCUUCAAUCAGCUCAAGGCGUGGCCGCCGUAUUAAUAAUCUUACUGAUCCAUAGGAAUAGCAAUAACUUGUAAUCUAUAUAUUACGAUCUUAGUUUAACCGAAUUGAAGAGUGCCUAGUUCGUAGGCUAAAUGCUUUAAAUUCAACUUGUAAAUCGUAGUUAACUAAGGUCUCAGCCCUAUAUUCCCGUAGAGCAGUAUGUACAUUCGUAAAUCUAAAUCAGAUCUAUCAGAUACUACAUAAAUACCCCUAAAUAUAUACCCUUACAAAUUUAGUUUUUAUUUACAAA
Messenger RNA from Drosophila subpulchrella, 10617 nucleotides. RefSeq names its product helicase domino (gene dom). The coding region runs from base 209 to 9970 and encodes 3253 amino acids. The transcript has 15 exons. Gene Ontology annotation, cellular component: Swr1 complex. The record is from RefSeq and is a predicted model, not a curated record. Gene Ontology annotation, molecular function: ATP-dependent chromatin remodeler activity; histone binding; ATP binding. NCBI's taxonomy places the organism in Eukaryota, Metazoa, Arthropoda, Insecta, Diptera, Drosophilidae.